Messenger RNA from Prorocentrum cordatum, 307 nucleotides. Lineage: Eukaryota; Dinophyceae; Prorocentrales; Prorocentraceae. The record is from the annotation of a GenBank genome assembly.
AUGUGGAAGAAACACAUGACUUCGCACUUCUUCUACAGCAAGGUCGCCAAACAGCACGACCCGAACAUGUAUCAGAAGCACGUUGACAAGUUCAACGCGAAGAUGGCGGCCUUGGAAGCAGGCAUCGACACUGAUGACUACCCCGACGCGGGUGAUGCGGCGCCCCUCGCGGACCUCGAAGGCGGCGGGAGUGCCUCGUCGGGGCAGCAGCCGCGGGAGCAGCAGCCAGCAGACUGCCCAGCACCUGUGGACGACGAAGGUGACCAGAGCAAGGGCAGCACGGAAGAGUCGGAAUCCGACUGAGGCC